This is a messenger RNA of Schizophyllum commune H4-8, 743 nucleotides long. RefSeq lists its product as uncharacterized. Bases 172 to 579 code for a protein of 135 amino acids. The transcript has a single exon. The record is from RefSeq and is a predicted model, not a curated record. NCBI's taxonomy places the organism in Eukaryota, Fungi, Basidiomycota, Agaricomycetes, Agaricales, Schizophyllaceae.
CCGCCCUCACUAUCCUCCAUCCUCACUAUUCGUCCAGAGGACCCGAAUGGGACGCAGCGCGUAAACCUGCCAGAGGAAGAUCCCCUAGGAAACUCAGACCUUGACUCAACGGGCUCGGCAAUCCAUGCUCAAAACGGCUCGUCCGGCGACCCCCUCGGCACGUCCUCCCUCAUGUCCAUCGCGACCCUCGACUCGUACCACACCGCGGCGGGCGGCUCGUCGAUCAUCGCAGGUGGCGCGUCGUCUAUGAUCUCGAGCGCGCUCGCGACGGAGGGCGGCUCGACGAUCCGCUCGCUGCACGGGAACUUCGACGCGCCGCUCGUGCACCGGUUCACGCUGCAUAAGCCCGGCGCGCGACCGAAGAAGAGCAUCAGUGGGAACGUGACGCCCAGUACGCCGACGAAGGCGGCGGCGGGGACUCCUACCAAAGGGGGCGCGGCGGCGAUGAAGGGCGGGGAGGCAUGGAGUCCGCUGGACCUGUUCUUCUCGAGCGGCCUGCUGGUGGCGAAGUGCGAUGUGUGCCAGAAGAGGCUGGGGUGGAAGCCGGUGCUGGAGUGUGAUGAUUGUGGGCUAAGGUGAGUGGGACAGUUCCUUUUCUCCCUUGUCUUCCAGAAGUGGCUGGCGUUUAAGAGUGCGGGAUUCGGGGGGCCGGCCAGGGACUGUCAACAUUCAUCUUGAAUGUUCAUAGGAGGACCGAAGCUGACUUCAUCCAUAGAGCUCACGUCAAAUGCGGCGAGAUUGCC